Messenger RNA from Dicentrarchus labrax (European seabass), 2302 nucleotides. RefSeq names its product asparaginase and isoaspartyl peptidase 1 (gene asrgl1). The coding region runs from base 108 to 1079 and encodes 323 amino acids. The transcript is spliced from 7 exons. The record is from RefSeq and is a predicted model, not a curated record. Lineage: Eukaryota; Metazoa; Chordata; Actinopteri; Moronidae. Gene Ontology annotation, molecular function: asparaginase activity.
UGUCAUGGUCAUGUCCUGGAAGUGAAGCUGUUUUUUUCUAUCUGAUCAACUCUCUCAAUAACUGAGCAACCGGAAUAUUUCUGCAUGUAAACCGAGCAACCUUCAGGAUGACUGACAUGUUGCCAGUGGUGGUGGUCCACGGAGGGGCGGGUCACAUCCCGAAGGAGCGGUCUGAAAGGUCCACGGAGGGGGUGUGCUCAGCAGCCCGAGCCGGGUACAUUAUCCUCCAGGGAGGGGGCAGCAGCAUGGACGCUGUGGUAGGGGCUGUGACGGAGCUGGAGAAUAACCCCAACUUCAACGCAGGCUGUGGGUCAGUGCUGAACGUCAAAGGAGAUGUGGAGAUGGAUGCCAUUGUGAUGGAUGGGAAAUCACUGGGUAGUGGUGCCGUGUCUGCUGUACGCAACAUAGCCAACCCCAUCCAGCUAGCAAGACUGGUUAUGGACAAGACGAGUCAUGUGUGUCUGACAGCAGAGGGGGCCGGUCAGUUUGCCCGGUCCAUGGGCGUCCCUGAGGUGCCCCAAGAGUCCCUCAUCACCGAGUACUCCCGAAUGCGCUGGAAAAAGAACCUGGAACCUGAGGCCAACCCUGUGGAGUUCCAAAUGGGGAAGAUGGGCACGGUUGGAGCUGUAGCAGUGGAUAGCGAGGGCAACGUAGCCUGCGCGACCUCCACUGGUGGGAUCCUGAAUAAGAUGGAGGGUCGGGUGGGCGACACACCCUGCGUAGGCUGUGGAGGCUACGCUGACAACAGCUCAGGAGCAGUGUCAACUACAGGACACGGAGAAGCCAUCAUGAAGGUUAUUCUAGCCAGACUCAUCCUGUUCCACAUGGAGCAAGGUCAGUCAGUAGAGGCAGCCAGCGACUUAGGCCUGGCCUACAUGAAGUCCAGAGUGGAUGGGCUGGGCGGGGUGGUGACAGUGGACCCUCAGGGCCACUGGGCCGCUCGCUUCUCCAGCGGGCAGAUGGCGUGGGCCGCAGCCCAGAAGGACACCCUACACUACGGCCUGUACACCGGGGAACACUUCACCCAGAGCAUCGAUGAGACUGACACUAAACACAACUCACACAUACCCAUGUUUUAGACUGUAAUUUUGCAGAAAAAAAGUACUAAAGUCACGAAUAAAACUAAUAACAAAUCAGUAUUGAUUAAAACUACAGUCUAAUACAGCACUAGAGAGGCACAGAGAUGUUAUUGAUUGAUUGAUUGUGCAAUAGGACUCAAUGAAGAAAUGAAGGCAGCUUGUGAUUUCCUCCCAGAGGCGACACGCUGACAGGACGUCCUGAGGAGCUCACUGACCUCCGACCUGGAGUUGUGUCACACUGUGGUGGAUGAUCCGAUAGUGUUGACACAACAGUGGCUGGACUGAGCUGAAUUUGUACUAACGUCAGACCAAUUUCUUUUAGCACAAAUCAUCAGCUUUUAGUGGAGCUGUCUCCGUAACAAACAGUUUGAUUCAUUAAAAACAAAAAAAGCCAAAAUGAUCCAAUAAUCUGAAUUUCAGGCUUUAAAAUGUCUUGGAUUGGAAUGUCUUGGAUUAAUGAAGUUUAAUUUUUCAGUCGUACUUUUAAAUGUGUUUUUGGGAAACAAUUGUAUUGAUCUACAAAACAAAACCGACAUGGAACCAAUACUGGUUUUCCUUAACUUACAUUCAUAAUGGUCUUCAAAAGUCUUAAAUUGAAUCAGUUGGAAUCUGCAGAAACCUACUUGAAAGGAAAUAGGAAAAUGAUUAUACAUGAGCUUUUUUUACACAGUAUUUUAAAAUUAAAUUUAAAAAAAUUUGUGUGAUUUUCAAAUUGACCUUUUGAAAUAAAUCUUUCAUUGAAGUUUCAUUAUUAGAUGAUAAAUUAGCACUUUGUGAUCAUCUUCUUGUGUAAUGAAGUAUGUAUUAUUUCAGAGUCCCUGCAGGAGAUUGUUGUUGCUUAAGAUGCCUGAUUUCACUGCAGAUGUUCUCAAAUAUUGCGACACAUGUUGCAAGGGGGGGAGUUAGAAUUUCAAAAAUGUUUGUGAUUAUUAUAAUUUUUUUGUGUAAUUAAUUAAAAAUCAAAGGCAACUUGCUCCAGUGAGAAUAAAAUCAAAACCAGAGAUAUGGUUCAGCAUUUUGCCUCAGAAACUACCGUGAAUUUGCAUUAAUUGUAAGUAUUUGAAGUAUUUGAUUCAUCUGUUGUUGUUCUGUGAAAGUAUUAAAUAAAGCUGGAACCGGAGCCAGUAUUUGUGAAGUGCUGCUGAUCAGAUGAUGAUUGUCAAUGCUGAAGCUCUGUCUUAUGAAAACACUGAUUGUUGGCAAUAAAUGGCAGUAAUCUCCCA